Molecule: messenger RNA, 1477 nt
Organism: Racocetra persica
Lineage: Eukaryota; Fungi; Glomeromycota; Glomeromycetes; Diversisporales; Gigasporaceae
Source: the annotation of a GenBank genome assembly
UAGAUAAAAUUGACAUAAAAUUUGGAAGAUCAUUUUUAGAAAGAGUCUAUUCAACGAAUGCAAAGUUCGAUGUUCGAUUCACUUUUAAUCGCGUGGCAAUGAGGAGGAUGCAUCAAGCUCUUAACAAUCCCGACGUGAACUUUAACCGGUUGUUUCCUCAUGAUCAUCAUAAUCAGGAAAAUUAUGAAGGUGAAAAUAAUGAACAAAUAACCGAAUUUUAUACUUCCCAAGACGAAUAUCAAAAACGUGCGGUAAAAAUCAUUAAAUCUGGAGAACAUUAUCCUUUACCUUUUAUUAUCUUUGGUCCUCCAGGAACAGGCAAAUCUGCCACCGUUGUUGAAGCAAUAUUACAGCUCCGAAAUGAUACAAAAAACAGAAUUCUUGCUUGUGCGGCGUCAAAUGCAGCAGCAAAUUUAUUGUUGAGAAAGUUAAGUGAACAUUUGCCACCCGAAGAAAUGAUUCGAAUCUAUGCUACUUCACAGAAAACAAAUAAACUAGAUUCAGAUCUUCAUCGCUACUGCAAUAUAUGUCGUGGAAAGUUUUAUAUUCCGACAUUAACUUAUAUCGAGGAACGACAGGUUGUCGUGACUACCUGUAAUACCGCAGGAUCACUGUAUGCGCUUGGAAGGACGAAACCGUAUACACAUAUUCUUGUUGAUGAGGCAGGACAAGCUCUUGAACCAGAAAUUGUGAUUGCGUUACAAAAUGGUUCUGAAGACACAAAGAUCAUUUUAGCAGGGGAUCCUAAGCAACUAGGUCCAUUUGUAUAUUCUCCAACUGCAAGAAAGCUUGGCCUUGGCCAAUCUCUGAUUGAACGACUUGCAAAAACCAAUUACUAUGAUUUUAGUAGUACUUGUAAAUAUGGAGUGAAAUUAUUAAUAAACUACCGUACACACCCGGAAAUCCUUAGCUUUCCAAAUGCUACGUUUUAUGAAGAUGAACUUCAACCCUGUAGAGACUCAAAUCUUACCAAUAGCUUAAUUAAUUUCUCGUACCUUCCUAAGAGAGGUUACCCACUCAUGUUCUGGAAAGCUAACGGUGAAGAAGAACGUGAAGGUCAAUCACCAUCUUGGUUCAAUGCUCGUGAAGCCGGUUAUGUAUUAGCAGUUGUAAGGCAACUUUUGAAGGAAAAAGUUAAACCAGAAGAUAUUGGUAUUAUUUCACCUUAUGUUAAACAGCGCGAAAAGAUCAAUAAAUUAUUAAAUCAUAAGGGUAUUAACGGGGUGGAAAUUGGAACUGUGGAAAAGUUUCAAGGUCAAGAACGACGCGUGAUCAUUAUUUCUACUGUUCGAACAGGUUCUAUUGGAUUUCUGGGAGAGCCGGGACGAGUAUGUGUUUCUUUAACCCGUGCACAAGCUCUUUUGAUAGUUAUAGGGGAUCCGAAAACAUUGAUGUCAGAUAAACUUUGGGGAAAAUGGUUGGAGAAAGUAAGAGAAAAUGGUGGAUAUUCAAAGCAACGUUUUCCUAACAAAGCCUG